Molecule: messenger RNA, 628 nt
Organism: Argentina anserina (silverweed cinquefoil)
Lineage: Eukaryota; Viridiplantae; Streptophyta; Magnoliopsida; Rosales; Rosaceae
Product: NADH dehydrogenase [ubiquinone] 1 alpha subcomplex subunit 6
Exons: 2
Coding region: 52-450 (132 amino acids)
Biological process (GO): response to oxidative stress
Source: RefSeq, a predicted model, not a curated record
ACUGGUACCAUUGGGCAAGCCGAAGUGAGCGAGUCGAGUCUGAGCACAAAAAUGUCGUUCACUCUCCGGAGCGUGAAGGUCCCGCCGAACUCUGUGUCUCUCGACGAAGCUCGUCACCGAGUCUUCGAUUUCUUCAGGGCCGCCUGCAGAUCCAUCCCUACAAUCAUGGACAUCUACAACCUCCAAGACGUCGUCGCCCCUUCCCACCUCCGCUCCGUCGUCGCCGCCGAGAUCCGCAAGCACGCCUCCGUCACCAACCCUAAGGUCAUUGAUAUGCUGCUCUUCAAGGCAAUGGAAGAGUUAAAUAACAUCACUGAGCAUGCAAAGCAGCGGCACCACAUCAUUGGCCAGUACGUUGUGGGUCGCGAAGGGCUCAUGCAGGAUACAGGUGCAAAGGACCAGGGCGCCUCUAAUUUCCUCAAAGAUUUCUACAAGACCAAUUACUUUUGAACCAUCCAACAUUCCUUGAAUGCGCGCUCGUGAAUUUUCUUUUGGGUACUUCCUAAAUAAAGAUGAACUUGACGAAGGUUUUGUAUCUUUGUUGAAUCGGAAAGUAGAUCGUUAAGCUCACAACAGAAUUUCUGUUAUGAAGUAACUAUUGCUUUAAAAUCAAGAACAUGGGCAUCAA